AUGGGUAUAACGAUCAGGCGAGCUACCAUCCAUGACAUUCAAGCCAUGCAGAAUGCCAAUUUGCAUAAUCUUCCUGAAAACUAUCAAUUGAAGUACUAUAUGUACCAUAUCUUAUCCUGGCCUCAAGCCAGUUAUGUUGCCACCACAUACGACGACAUAACACCAGAAGCAGAUUUAUAUGCCGAGGAUGACGGCAAAGCGGAAGCGGAAGUCCCUGAGAUCGUUACAAAAGAUGUAGAAGACCCAAAAGGUGAUACAUCAUACAUAGAUAAAGGAGAGAAGAUUGUUGGAUAUGUGUUGGGAAAAAUGGACGAUGAUCCGGAUGCACAGAAUAGAAAGGCUCAUGGCCAUAUAACUUCAUUGUCAGUGAUGAGAACAUAUAGAAGAAUGGGAUUGGCGGAAAAAUUGAUGCGACAAUCCCUUUAUGCCAUGUGUGAAUGCUAUGGGGCAGAAUCUGUAAUGCUUCAUGUUAGAAAGUCCAAUAGAGCUGCUUUGAAUUUAUAUCUUGCUUUAGAAUUUACCACAUCUUCAGUCGAGCAUUCAUACUAUCAGGAUGGGGAGGAUGCCAAUUGCAUGAAGUUGGAGCUCAAAUUAGAAGACUUGGUACCCUCCAAAUUUCAGAAAGGAGUUGAAGAUGACUUCUCCCAAGAUUUAAUCUAA
Lizanozyma spartinae is the source of this 660-nucleotide messenger RNA. It is a transcript of the gene ARD1, whose product is annotated as peptide alpha-N-acetyltransferase complex A subunit. The transcript has a single exon. Gene Ontology annotation, cellular component: NatA complex. Gene Ontology annotation, molecular function: protein-N-terminal-glutamate acetyltransferase activity; protein N-terminal-serine acetyltransferase activity. Gene Ontology annotation, biological process: N-terminal peptidyl-glutamic acid acetylation. Lineage: Eukaryota; Fungi; Ascomycota; Pichiomycetes; Serinales; Debaryomycetaceae. The record is from RefSeq and is a predicted model, not a curated record. The coding region runs from base 1 to 660 and encodes 219 amino acids.